Molecule: messenger RNA, 1836 nt
Organism: Mycena indigotica
Lineage: Eukaryota; Fungi; Basidiomycota; Agaricomycetes; Agaricales; Mycenaceae
Exons: 8
Coding region: 1-1836 (611 amino acids)
Biological process (GO): mitotic DNA replication checkpoint signaling; DNA repair; DNA damage checkpoint signaling
Molecular function (GO): chromatin binding
Source: RefSeq, a predicted model, not a curated record
AUGGCGCCGAAGAAGUCCUCAGCCAAAACAAAGCCCAAACCUACCACCGUUAGACUCGACUUUGCUCCUCCAGCCUCUAAGCGCAUAGAUCCUCUGACUGCUUUUGCGGCCCCGAAACCCAAAGGAAAAGCCAAGGAGACUGAGGACGACCGGCUAUGGGUGGAAAUAUACGAGCCAACGUCGCAAACCGAACUUGCAGUCCAUCCGAAGAAAGUCGAGGACGUCAGACGGUGGCUUGAAGAGGCGUUCGUGGGAGGGCCGUCGGGAAAGCUACGCAAGUAUCGUCGUAUUCUUGCUUUGACAGGCUUGGCUGGGGUAGGCAAGACAGCCACGAUCCGAGUUUUGGCGAGAGAAAUGAACUGCGAGGUGUUGGAGUGGCGCAAUGCGAUGGGCGACAAUGCGUAUACAGGCUUUCAAGAUGACCACCAGACUCUGUUUUCGAAAUUCGAAAACUUCCUUGAACGCGCUGCCACCUGCAACACGGUAUUCGCUGGGCCUUCCUCCUCACAGACAAAGCGCCGCAUAGUGUUACUGGAAGAUUUGCCGAAUCUCCUCCAUGCAGACACCCGCACAAAAUUUCAUAACGCUUUCCAAGCCCUCGUCGCCUCGCCCGACCCCAAUCCGGUCCCAGUGGUCCUUAUAGUUAGCGACUCAGGAACUCGUGGCGAGGCUGCAGACGAUCGGCUCUUGACUGGGCAAAGUAGAGAGCGUGACGAUGCUAUGGACAUCUACACUAUCUUACCCAGGGAUCUAUUGAAUGGCCCAUAUGUUACUCAAAUCGGCUUCAAUCCCAUUGCGCCUACAAUCAUGAAGAAAGCGCUUCAAUCAAUGAUACACUCUCAUUUUUCAUCUCAAACCAGUAAUGCUCCAUCUAAAGAAAUCCUCGACGUGAUCAUUGAGACAUCCAAUGGCGACAUCCGAAGUGCAAUAAUGGCGUUGCAAUUCUCGUGCAUCGUCGAACUGCCUUCUGGUAAACGGAAAAAAGGGACCAAAGGAAACGCAAAAGUACUUCUGGAGGCUAUAACCCGGCGAGAGCAAAGUCUCGUUUUGUUUCACUUAUUGGGAAAGGUCUUUUAUAACAAGCGUAAGUCCUUCUUAGUAAGGGUGACCCACCGAACCCCAGUGCAACGGCGAAGGACGUUUUUAAAAGACAAAGAGUUGGAUGCGGCGCUGCGGGACCCUCCCAAGUUACCACACCACUUGUCUGCACAUGAACGACGAACUAGCCGUGUCAAUGUCGACAUGCUGUACGCAGACUCGCCAAUCGACUCGUCUCUCUUCUCACUUUAUAUUCACCAAAACUAUCACCAAUAUUGCAACGAGAUGGAGGAGUGCGAAGGUGUUGCUGAGUGGCUUAGUUGGGUGGAAUCAAGUGGCGGAGAAGCAUGGUACCAGGCAAAUCCGCACCAGUUCCAUCUUCUUGCUCUCGGCACGCUGCAUUCCCUUCCCUCGCCAGUUCCACGACGAAACCAAAAGUGUUUCAAGCCCCAGUUUUUCGACUAUUUGACGAAAGAAAAAGACGCUUGGGAUGCGGACGAAGACCACCGCGUUGGGAGCUGGAGUCGGGCAGAGGUUGUUACGGAGCUUGGCGGGGUGCUGAAAGCGCGUGAUACGAACCCAACAGCGUCAAUGCGGGCCCCGCUGUCGCACCAACUGUUCUCAAGGUUAGAUUUUGUGCCCGGUAGUGAUGGGAGCGGGUUGAGCCAGCUUAGCGAAGCCGAAGUGCCUGGUGUUGUUGAGGGGCUAGUGGAAGACACAGAUCAUGUUGGUGGCUGGGAAACUGGCAAUAAGAACGGAGGAGGAUGGCUUGAGGAUGAUGAGAUCGAUGAAUUUUGA